UCGCUAAAUACGUGGCAUUCAACCUUAGCCCGUCACAACGGUUGUUUACAACAUGUAGCUAGCUCUGGCUAGCUUGGUGUGUAUUCAUUUAGCGUUAGCAUGUUAGCACUGACGCGCUAGUUAAUUGCGUGCUGAUGCAGAGCUGUCACUUCUCUAUAAGGUGAGUGACAGCUUCUGGUUGAUCUGUUAUCACGUCAAAUAUGUUUGGAAAUGUAGCUUUGGACACGCUAGCAUGGCAGUGCCGUGGCUUGCGGUUAGCUCGUUAGCUGCCGUGUGUGUGUGUGCCGUAGAAGGAUGCGGUGCUGCAGUCAUGUCCGUGUCAGACACCGAUGCAGACAGAACAUAACAACCUGUCCGACAGGACAAUGUCACUGUCACUGCGGGUACAGGACAGGAUAUUGUUGAGUUUAGCCUCUAUAUGUUUGCAUAAACGGUCAUUUUCGUGACUCGGUCUUUUCCUCAUCACUAAUCCCGAAUGUGAGCCUUGUGUCCGGGCUUGGACAGCGGCUGCUCAGCCUCACGUGUUGACUGUAGGUCUGUCACACUGGAGCCAUGGAAUAUUAACAUGACUGAUACAGUCUUAAAUAUGAAAUACCAUCGCCCCAGUUGGACAAAUGGAUCGCAAAAUGCACACAGUAGAGGACUUUGAAGACAGUAUAAUGCAGAAGAAAAUGAAAAUUCCCAAGAUGUCCAUCAAAACUUCAGGAAAUUCUAUUGAGAACAGUUUUGGAGAAGAGAGAAUGCCACUCAGACAUAAAAAGGCCCUGUCCCAAGACCAUGGACGUCCCCUUUCCAAUUCCUCCAAGAGCCUGGCAGCAGUCGUGGCUCGUCUGGAGAGAAAUGCUGCUAACUCCUGUAUGGAAGGGGAAGAGGAUCUUGACGAAGACCGGCUGGCAGAGGAGGGAGAGGAUGCAGAUGAUGAAGAUGAAGACAUUGAGGCAGAGCAUCAGAGACAUUUUCACCAGCAGCAACAGCAGCAUUUGGAGAUGGAGACGGAUUGUGUAUCGGAGGUAGCAGCAGCCGUUGUUCCCCGAGUCCUGUACGAGGAGCUGGUUCACAGCUACCGGCAGCAGGAGGAGGAAAUGAGGAGGCUGCAGCAGGAGCUGGAGCGAACCCGCCGCCAGCUGGUGCAACAGGCCAAGAAGCUGAAGGAGUACGGCAGCCUGCUGACGGAAGUCAAAGAACUGAGGGACUUCAACAGGAGGCUGCAGGAUGUUCUUCUGAUGAGGCUGGGCAGCGAGCCUAUGCAUGACAAUGGCACUCAGACAAUCAAGGCUGAGGUGGUUGAACCUAUUGUUGAGGCUCAGGAGUCAUGUAGAGAAGAAGCCAACACCAGUUCCAGCUACUCCCCCUCCCCCAGGACAGUUUACACCUGCAACGAUGGGAAGGUCCACCUGGGUGGGGGCAUCUGGGUGGAGGAGGAGAAGUGGCACCAGUUGCAGCGAACCCAGGGAGACUCCAAGUUCACUAAGAACCUGGCUGUAAUGAUCUGGGGCACAGAAACUCUCAAGAACCGCAGCGUCACUGGAGUGGCCACCAAAAAGAAGAAAGAUGCCCUGCCCAAACCUCCACUGUCACCCAGCAAACUGAAGAUAGUCAGAGAGUGUCUCUACGAUAGAGUGUCUCAAGAGACAGCCGACAGUGCAGAGAUUACGCAGAGAUUGUCCAAAGUGAACAAAUACAUUUGUGAAAAGAUAAUGGACAUCAACAAGUCCAUCAAGAAUGAGGAGCGGCGGGAGUCCAAGCUGCUAAUCAGACAGACAGUCAAGAUGGAAAACUUCACCUACGAUGGCAUGUAGUGAUCAACUGUUGUCACGCCAGCGCCUUCUGCCCAGACCGUGGUCCGCAGGAUAUGGAGGGGUCUUGAUAUGGUGGGUUGGGGGAUGUUCAUCACCGUUUCAGGAGCAGUUCUAUUCCUUCGACACAUUUGAUUGGUUUAUAGAUGAAAUGUAAACAAAAAACUAAGCUAAGUAUCCACAGUUCCCUUAAUCACCAAAUGAACCAUCACCUUCCUUGGUGCCCAUUGGCCAACAGACAGCUUUACCCAUCAGCCACUGAGUGGAAACAUGUGAACUAGUUUGAUGUGAUCUGGUGUGAGUGUUUUUAUAAGCUUUGCAUUGGGACUGGUACAGAGACAUGGUUUAUUGAGGUGUGUGUGUUUGUGUCGAAGCGAUCAGAUGUGAUUGUUAAAUUAAUUUAUUGUUCUGUGUCAGAACAUAAUUUUGAGUCCUUUACACUUUUAAAAAGUAAGAGGCUAUCUCCCUAGUCUUUGGAAGCUAUACACAUGAUCAUGAUGCUAGCUUGCAUUAGAUCUUAGAUGUGUUAAGGGCAGGAUGGUUUGGUGUUUGCCCAGUAAAUGAGUGUAUGCUGUUGGUACUUUCUACAAAGGGACAUCAGGGUCUCAAAUGCACAAGUCUUAAUUGGUGACAGCCAUAAUGCAUUUUGCAACAGAGAUUCUGUUGCUCUAAGAGAUUAAUUUUGAGUGUGUGCUCCCCCUUAACUGAAACUUAAUGAAUUUUAAUGUAACACACAACUUAGCAUGUGUUAGUUUAUGAUGUGCUAUUUUUUUUUUUAUUGUGGCGGACCUUUUAACUAUGAACCGUUUACCAUCAACAAGAGAGCACAAGGAAAGGGUUUGAUCUGUAUUUGUCUUGUGUUACUCCAAACAUGUAAUUUGCGAAUAAUCUGACUGUUUAAUAAGUUAUUGUGGUACAUGCAUGGUAAUGCGUAGAAAGGCCUUGAAAGGAUUUGGCAAUUUCCAGGGACUGCUGGGCCCUGGGUUUUUUAGUAAGCUGUGAUUGUAAAUGUAUAGUAAGCUGAAGUGAUGAAGCUUCACCUGCACUUUGCUCUCAGAAUGUAAGAGGUGUCUGGGUACUAUUUUCUGUGUGAAACGCACCGUUACGUUGAGCUGGGCCAGACUACUGGCUGUCCUUUUGGUGGUAGUCAAAGAUGCUGUUCUGUGCGGGACAGUGUGUGGAAAUUAGGGCAGAGCUCUGCUCGGCUCAGCACAUCUUGUGGAAAAAGUGUUAGCCAUGGGUAAAUCUGUCUGAAGCGCUGUUUGGCUGUUGGAAUCGUCUGGGCCUGCUGAACCCCAUAGGAACCCCCUCUUUUACAACAACGCCACUGGGGAACAAAGGAAGGUCGCUCCAGUGACAAUUUCCUUUGAGCUAUGCCAUCAGAACUUUGAAAAUGUCAUUUUUUCUUGUAUUUUUUAUGUUUUUGUUUUUUUUUUCUCUCCAGUUGUUUUAUUGUUUUGAUCCAAAGUGGUUUGUGUGGCCGUCUGCAGUCUGGAACUAAACGCUGCAGAUUGAAUUCUCAACUGUGACCUAGCUGUGGCUAACUGUGAAUCUGCUGCAGAGCUGCCCAUCAAGCCUUUCUCCUCCACACUCAAAAUUCUUGUUUGUCGGUUGGUUUAUUUCCCUCAGUCCUUUUAUCUCUCUUGGUUUUUUGUUAUUUCAAAAGUUGAGAUCAGCCUUUUGUGAAGCUACCUUCUGUUUGGAGAUGUUUAAUGUACAUAGGAUGCAUCUUUUUGUUUUUCAUCAGACGCAGAUGUUUCGGUUUGUUACGUGUCACACUUGUGAGGUCUGGUCAACAUUUGGUUAAUCUGUUCAGAGUUGUAAUUCCAUGUUUCCUGAAAUUCGUUAUGUUUAUUUUUACACUUAUAUAUUUUGGUUUUUGUUUUCUUUUUCUCAUUAAUUGUUGGCUUUAAGCUUGAUAUUGUAUCCAAAUGUGGAUUUAUAGAACCUACAAACAAGUGACAACAAAUGAAAAAAUAUCUACAUCUCUUAGCCAAAAAAAAUCUCAGUGUAAUGAGAGUGACGAGCUUUCCCUUAAGUCCCUGACAUUUGACUGCAUUCACCACAUGUGAUUUUUGAUGAGCCUCACUUAGGAUCUACCUUUGAUUCCAAAUAAUCUGCCACAGUAAAAUAAGAGUCUUUAUCGAUAAACCAUUGUACUCUAGCAAUUGAGAUGCAGUAGUUAGAUCAAUACAAAUCAUUUACAUCCAAUGCACUUUAAACUUGUGGGGGAAUUUAAUCAGUCUUAAAGAAAUGUAUUUGUGGUAUUUGUUCUUUUUUCUAUAUAGAUUAAGGCCUAACAAUCAUUAUAUAAUCAUGAAGCACCUUAGAGCAUAUUGGUUUAUUGUUUUGUACAGCAAAAAUGAGAUAUGGGAUAUAGUUGUAGUAUUGUCAGAUAUGCCCACCACAUGCCAGUCUCAAUAUUAAGCUGGAUAGAUCUUCAAAAUGAAUCUCUGAAAAGGUAUUUUGAGUCUUCUAUAACUCCACCAGAGCCUCCUGAACAAGACGUCAUCAUCAUCAUAAUAAUAAUAAUAAUGAUAAUAAUAAUAAAGAAGAAACUUGGCAAAUUAACAAGCAAAAGUCUUUGAACCAUAUUGGCUUUGACGCCCAUUUUUAAGGAUUUUUUAAAUCUAUGAAAUGUGCACGCUGACUGGAAUAUGUGCUUUAACUUAAUGUGUCAAGAUGCUGGUUAUGUGUAGAUGAUUCUAUACAGAUAUGUGUGUAUUUUUUACAAAUGAGUGGUAACUGUAAGCCAAAGUAUGGAAUGCUGAAAUCAUGUAUAAGGACAGUGGACGCUGACUGAGGGAUCAGCAGGAUUUGCACAAAAAAAUGGCCAAUGCCAAGUUAAUAGAGCUUAGUGAAUUUUAAGUCACCUGAAUGGUGACAUAUUGUUGAUAUAUUUUGGGGGGGUUUCCUAAAAAAAUGUCCCUUUUACAGUGUCCUUUAGUUCUUUUUUGUUAUUCCCUGGAAAAAAAAAAACGUGAGGUUUACAUGGACUGACGUGUAUUUUGUAAUGCACGUGGUUUAAAAGAAAGAAAAGAUUUCUGCUGUGCAAAGCAACCUUGCUGAAUUUCUGACACGUUGUGUAUUGUGUUUGUUUCUUUGUUGUUUGAUGCCAAAAGGGGGUGUGGUUAAAGUAAUGCUUUAAGAUAGAGCAUUAAUAGAUAUAUUACAUCAUCUGAAAUGUCAACUUGUUUUUAAAAUCUGGAUUCCUGGAGCGCGAUUAAGCCUAAUCCUUUAACUAAAACCAUCUUUAGUGGAUGAAAUCUGUAUGGAGGUAGUGUAUGUUUUUAACCUAGAUUUGGCGUAAGCUGUGACAGCGAGGCCAAUCUCUGUUAAAUGAAGCAAGUCACUUGUAGUGGAGCGGUUUUGAGUUUUAGCAGCGCAUUAGUGACAUACACCAGUACAUGCAGAGCCGGCUGGUUGAUGCUGGAGGUGAGUUUGACUCUAGAACAGAGAACAGCAGACGUUCCAGUACUUUCACUGUCAAACUCAAGUAGCGAUGGGCAGGAAAUCAAACCUCAACUGGCUCUGUGAUCCUUUACCUUUUACCGCCUGUAGUUCCUGACUCCCCUGAUAUUUCUAUGGACUGGAUUUAAAAAUGCACAUGUAUCAAGAUAAUAAGAAAUCCUGUCCUUGUAGCGAGGCGUUUUUUGGCUUAUGUUGUGAACACCUGUCAAAUCUUCGGAAGUGAGAGAGCUUUAGGCUGCUUUUUUUGACAGGUUGAUUGGGAAAAGAGAUCAGUUUUAGCUUCACUGUGGGGGGAAUGAGAUAAAUGACUCCAUCUCACAAUUCUCACAAAUAAGUGUAAACAGAACAUUUUCCUCUUUGAGCCUCAGACACAAUGUCAAACUUAGUUCAAAUGAGAAAAACAGAGGAACACACUCACAUGCGCACACACACACACACACAUACACACAUUGUUAGGCCUAUACUUUUCUUAAGGUAUCAGUAACUUUGUAUACAAUCCACAAACCGGUUCUACUUCAUCUAACUUCACCGUCCUACCUCAUUGUUACUCUGGUGUUUGUCAGUGACUGUAAACUAUGUGUGUAUAUUAAAAAAAAACUAUACGAAAGGUAUACCUGGUUACUCUCAACAUGUACAGCAUAUAAAACUUGUAAAACACCUCAGUACACGAUAUCAUUCUUAGGAGAAAUCAGUUUUAUUACCUGCUUAAAGAUGCUGCUGUAAAGGGGUGUCUGCGUGAGGGGUUGUCUCUGAAUAUAUAUCUUCGCUCUUUGCUAUGUUGUGCAGUUGAUCGGUGGUUGUGUUCUGUCUCUGUAUUGCAUUCUGAGAUUUUUACUGGUUGACGGUGCUACCAGCAAACAGUUCUAAACUGAUCUGUCUAUCGGACCUCAAAUGGUGCUGUUUUUCUAUGUUUUUAUCCUCAUACAGCUAUGUGUUUUAUUCAGGUGUGUCAACCGCCACUCUCCCCUCAGCUAAUCAACUUAAUGAAAUUUUAAGCCAAAAUCUUUUCGCAAAAUGAUAGCCCUGCUAUUACUGUAUCUACUAUAUGCUAUCCAUCCAAAUAUUGUAGAUAGUGACUAUAUCCUCAGCUGUGAGUUUCAGAAGUACCUCAGAACUUGCUAAUUUUAAAUGGAUGCAUCUGCUUCUUGCACCUGUUGUCUACCAACACCACAUCAUUGCAGUAUAUUUUAGAAAUAUGCAUUUUUAAUAGAUCAGGUUACAUUAGAUAGAUUAGAUCUCACACUCAGAUGACCGUUAAAUCAAAAAGGAUACCACUGUUCACUGGUUGCAUGCCAGGUUGUUAUUUAAGAGGAAAAAUCUCAGUGGGACCGGACGGUGUCGGUUACAGUAGAAGACGAGGACCUCAGCAACACCAUGUUCUGUUUGAGUAAAAGUCAAAUCCAGCUUCACGUAUGAAGAGAGAUUCCAUUGGCGGUCUAGUAGAGUUAGAACAAACACACUGAAUAGAGUUCUUUGUCUAAUACAGUGAGAUAUUUUUGUUAAAUUCCUUUUUUGAUUGGCUAACUGUGAGCUGGAUACGGUGUCUGGACUUUAUGUUCAGCUCAGUCCAAAGUGCUUUGGUGUUUGUUCUGCCUUGUGCAGUGACACCAAUGGAAAUCUUUUCUGCACUACUGUUUGAAAUGUGUUGACUUUUUUCCCCGGUUUGUUGUACUUGCCAGUAGUCUAUGUGUUUGUUUGUUUCGGUUUCUUUUUUAAGUCUGUGAACAUGAAAUGAAAUGUGCUGGGGAAAUCCUCUGUCUACUGUGAGCAGUUUGUUUCAUGGAAGCACUUAAGCCAUUCAUUGGACUGUUUUCACAGCGGUUCAGUCGUACAGCUUUGCUCUGGUCCAGGGAAACGACCCAGAGAGUUUUGUGUGUCAUUGAAUUCCUAUGCAGGUGUUGAGCUGUAAUCACCUGGUACCACAUCACUGUUGGGUGAAGGGCGAGUGUUGAAACCUUUGAAUGUGUCUGCACAGCCUUGAGAUAGAGUCAAAUGGCGACAAUGGCGACAUGACAAAUCCGUACAGAACUAUUACAACAUUUUCUUACUCAUGAACUGAGUUGAAUUAAUACUGAGCUUUACAGGGCUGCUUGGGUAUUUACUUGUCUGUAAUAGUCAUAACCGCGUUGCAAUGACCAUUAGGGAAAGACAGGGUUCUUACUGUAUGGAGUAUUUCCACUUGGUAUGAUAAUGUGAAAAGAUUUUCAAGACUAUUGCAGUAAACACUCCCUCACCCUACUUUCGCCUCCCAAAGGCAACCCUACAUUUACAGAAAAUGUUGUAAGUAUAUGCGAUAGAGUGUACAUGUCUUUGCUAAACCGGCCACACCUCUGCUAUGCGAGCAACUCUUUGACGCUUAGCAUUCUGUUCUGUGUUUUCUCUUGCUGCAUUCAGGAACACCUGUUUAAUGUAUAGAUAAACAGAAAUAAAUCCAGACUUUUAUUCUAUCAGCAUAAA
This is a messenger RNA of Sphaeramia orbicularis (orbiculate cardinalfish), 7724 nucleotides long. RefSeq names its product BEN domain containing 5 (gene bend5). The record is from RefSeq and is a predicted model, not a curated record. Gene Ontology annotation, biological process: negative regulation of DNA-templated transcription. Lineage: Eukaryota; Metazoa; Chordata; Actinopteri; Kurtiformes; Apogonidae. Bases 615 to 1799 code for a protein of 394 amino acids. Gene Ontology annotation, molecular function: DNA binding. The transcript has 6 exons.